Molecule: messenger RNA, 2169 nt
Organism: Oryctolagus cuniculus (rabbit)
Lineage: Eukaryota; Metazoa; Chordata; Mammalia; Lagomorpha; Leporidae
Gene: KCNA10
Product: potassium voltage-gated channel subfamily A member 10
Biological process (GO): potassium ion transmembrane transport; action potential; protein homooligomerization
Cellular component (GO): membrane; voltage-gated potassium channel complex
Molecular function (GO): protein binding; delayed rectifier potassium channel activity
Source: RefSeq, marked validated
AUGAAAACAUUCCCCAUCAACACCUUGAACGUGGACCAAAAAUACUCCAAUGGCAAAACCCACGGUAACUCUAAUGUAAUCAUCUUCCCACCAAGCAUCAUCCCACAAAGCAUCUCAUGUAAUGUGUUCUUCAACAUGCCCAGGAGUUACCUCCAGGUGAGGGGCUUAAGGCUCAGACUGGCCGGUGCUGCUGGCUGGCCAGUUAGCCUCCACCUUCCGGUUCUUCCUGCCCCCAGGAAAGCCCAGCUGGGUUUGUCUAUCCACCCCACAUCACCUGGUCCCAGAGGUAGUGGUGAGGGUGGUGAGAAAUAGACUUUCAUUAUGGAGAAAUGCCACUUCUUCAUUCUCUCUGCCAUGGUGCCUGGAGACCCCCUUUUGCCGGGGAGAGAAUUUCUGCCCUGGGCCAUGCUCCCUCUUUGCAAUUUCUAGUUGUGUUCAGGAUGUGAAAAUUCAGGGGGUAAAUUACUUUCAAAGGAACAAGGUUGCCAAAACAGCCAUGAUGUUCCUACCCAAGGUAAAAGUAAGUCAGUGCUCAAUCCGCCGGGAUACCUGCCCUGAAUGUCUUCUUCUCCAUGGCUCACAGCAGGCAGCAAAGACUGAGGGCCUCCAUGCUGCUUUCCCAACUCCCCUAAAAUGGAUGUGUGCGGCUGGAAAGAAAUGGAGGUUGCUCUGGUCAAUUUUGACAACUCGGACGAAAUCCAGGAAGAGUCAGCCUAUGCCACCAACUUCGACCCAGCCAGCCCCAGAGGCCGGCCCGGGAGCGGCACCUUCCCCAACUGGAAGAUCCUCGUCAGUGACAACACCACCCACGAGACCACCUUCUCCAAGCUCCCAGGGGACUACACAGAUCCCCCAGGGCCUGAGCCCGUGGCUUUGAAUGAAGGCAACCAGCGGGUGAUCAUCAACAUUGCAGGACUGAGGUUUGAGACCCAGCUCAGAACCCUCAAUCAGUUCCCAGAGACCCUCCUGGGAGACCGGGAGAAAAGGAUGCAAUUCUUUGACUCCAUGAGAAAUGAGUAUUUCUUUGACCGGAACCGGCCCAGCUUUGAUGGAAUUCUAUAUUACUACCAAUCUGGAGGGAAGAUCCGGCGCCCGGCCAACGUUCCCAUCGACGUCUUCGCGGAUGAGAUCUCCUUCUAUGAGCUGGGCAGUGAGGCCAUGGACCAGUUCCGGGAAGACGAAGGCUUCAUCAAAGACCCUGAGAUACCGCUGCCCACUAACGACUUCCACCGGCAGUUCUGGCUCCUCUUUGAGUAUCCUGAGAGCUCCAGCGCUGCCCGUGCCGUGGCCGUGGUCUCUGUGUUGGUGGUGGUCAUCUCCAUCACCAUCUUCUGCCUGGAGACACUGCCAGAGUUCCGGGAGGACAGGGAGCUGAAGGUGGUCAGAGACCCCAGCCUCAGCACGAACAAGACGGCCUUCCCCCAGACCAUGUUCACCGACCCCUUCUUCAUGGUGGAGUCCACGUGCAUCGUGUGGUUCACCUUCGAGCUGGUGCUCCGCUUCGUGGUCUGCCCCAGCAAGACGGACUUCUUCAGGAACAUCAUGAACAUCAUCGACAUCAUCUCCAUCAUCCCCUACUUUGCAACCCUCAUCACGGAGCUGGUCCAGGAGACGGAGCCCAGCGCCCAGCAGAACAUGUCCCUGGCCAUCCUGAGGAUCAUCCGCCUGGUGAGGGUCUUCCGCAUCUUCAAGCUGUCCCGUCACUCCAAGGGGCUGCAGAUCCUGGGGCAGACGCUGAAGGCUUCCAUGCGGGAGCUGGGGCUGCUCAUCUUCUUCCUCUUCAUUGGGGUCAUCCUCUUCUCCAGCGCUGUCUACUUUGCCGAGGUGGAUGAGCCGGAGUCCCAUUUCUCCAGCAUUCCCGAUGGCUUCUGGUGGGCCGUGGUCACCAUGACAACCGUGGGCUAUGGUGACAUGUGCCCAAUCACCCCAGGGGGAAAGAUCGUGGGCACUCUGUGUGCCAUUGCAGGGGUCCUCACCAUUGCACUCCCCGUGCCCGUCAUCGUCUCCAACUUCAACUACUUCUACCACCGGGAGACUGAGAAUGAGGAGAAGCAAAACAUCCCAGGAGAAAUCGACAAGAUCCUCAACAGCGUGGGCUCAAGAAUGGGCAGCACAGACUCUCUCAGUAAGACCAACGGUGGCUGCUCCCCAGAGAAGCCCAGGAAGUGA